This is a messenger RNA of Mollisia scopiformis, 887 nucleotides long. RefSeq names its product UPF0041-domain-containing protein. The record is from RefSeq and is a predicted model, not a curated record. NCBI's taxonomy places the organism in Eukaryota, Fungi, Ascomycota, Leotiomycetes, Helotiales, Mollisiaceae. Bases 182 to 739 code for a protein of 185 amino acids. Gene Ontology annotation, molecular function: pyruvate transmembrane transporter activity. Gene Ontology annotation, cellular component: mitochondrial inner membrane. Gene Ontology annotation, biological process: pyruvate import into mitochondria. The transcript is spliced from 4 exons.
CUCCGAACUCAACAUUUCAAGUUCAAAGCUUAUCCAAAAACCACCCAUUUGGAAGUUCGACGUCUUCCUCACUCCCCUCUCCCCUCUUCUUCGCACCCUCCGCAGAGUCUCCGGACGCUCAAUUGCUAGCAGACGAGCGAAUAUCUCAGCGACUUGGAACAGUAUCACAAGAACAGUCAGAAUGCCCUCCACAUCAACACUCUUCCGCGCUGCGCGCCCGGCUUUCCGAUCGCAGCAGUUUUUCACUUCUCAGCAAGCACAGGCACAAUUGUUCCGAACGACGAGAAGCAGAUUUCAAAACUAUGGGAGCAAGAGAUGGCAAAGUACGGCUGCGCCGGCUGCGGAACAGAGCUGGUUUAAGAGGAUGUGGGAUAGUCCUAUUGGAAUCAAGACUGUGCAUUUCUGGGCUCCUGUUAUGAAGUGGGCACUGGUCAUCGCAGGCAUCGGUGAUUUUUACCGUCCCGCAGAGAAGCUCUCCCUCACACAAAACGUCGCCCUCACAUGUACCGGCCUAAUCUGGACUCGCUGGUGCUUGAUCAUCAAACCCAAGAACAUCUUGCUCGCAGCAGUCAACUUCUUCCUCGGCAUCGUCGGCGUCGUACAAGUCUCCCGCAUCGUCUCCUACAACUACAGCCAAAAGGGUAAAACCGCUACCGAACAACUCGAAGAAGCCAAGGAGUCCGCCGUUGAUGUCGCAAAGGGAAUCAAGAAGGACGCUAUUGAGGUUGUGAAGUCUUAAGUGACCCACGUUUUGAGAGCAGUAGGAGCAGGGGAGGAGGGCUUUGGAGGACUUUUGCAUUGUGCAUGCUUGCAUCCGGCGCUUUACUUCUUGACACACCAGGGUGGGAGUGGAGGAAGAUGAAAUGAAUGAAGGCUACGAAGGCGAG